GGUGAGCCGCGCUUUAGCCUCUGGAGGGAGUCGGAGGUUCGCCGCUGGAGAGGCCCGGGCGCGCGCACCCCGCACGAGGUCGAAAGCCCUUGUAGGUGCGGCGGGAGGUGCUGAGGCACCAGGGCUGCUACAGGAGCCGCGGCCCGUCCUCGCUGCCGCUCCCCCUGCCAGCAGCGGCCCUCGCGCCCCCAGGUUGCCCUACGCACCGAGGGAGUCCCACACCCCUCGCCUGCUCCAGCGGUGCGCGCGAUGGCUCCGCGCAAGAAUGCCAAGGGCGGCGGCGGCAACAGUAGCAGCAGCACUAGUGGCUCCAGCAGCAGCGGCGGCGGCGGCAGCAGCAGCAGCCCAGGGGCCCGGAGAGACACAAAGCACGGAGGACACAAGAAUGGAAGGAAAGGAGUGCUUUCCGGAAGUUCAUUCUUCACUUGGUUUAUGGUCAUUGCACUGCUGGGGGUCUGGACAUCCGUUGCUGUCAUCUGGUUUGAACUUGUUGAUUAUGAGGAAGUUUUAGCCAAAGCAAAGGACUUCCGUUAUAACUUAUCAGAGGUGCUUCAAGGAAAACUAGGAGUCUAUGAUGCUGAUGGUGAUGGAGAUUUUGAUGUGGAAGAUGCCAAAGUUUUAUUAGGCCUGACCAAUGAUGGCAGUAAUGAAAAUAUUGAUUCUCUUGAGGAAGUCGUUAAUAUUUUAGCAGAGGAAAGUUCAGAUUGGUUUUGUAGUUUCCUCUCAUUUCUCUAUGAUAUAAUGACUCCUUUUGAAAUGCUAGAAGAAGCACAAGACGAAGAAGGAGAAGGAGAAGAGGAAGAAGGAGAAGAAGAAGAAAGUGAAACCACAAAAGGUGUUGAUGGCCUUAAAGAAAGAUCUGCCUUCAAGCCUACAGUGCCACCAGAAGAGGCUGAGACUCACGCUCGGCCGGAGGAGCAGGGGCCCGGGCGGACAGGACCUCAAACUAUUGAAGAUGAAGUACAAGAAGAAAUCCAUUCCUCUCUCCAUCAAACAGUUUAUACAGAACAUGGAGAAGACCUACACCCGGAGGAGGAUGGACCAGCAAGAGAACAGCAACCAGAAGAUGACGAUUUUCUUGUAGUGAGAGAGACAGAUGACAGAUUUGAGUCGCUGGAAACUGGAACAUUUCAGGAAGAAACUGAAGAUAGUUACCAUGUAGAAGAGACAGCUUCACAGACCUCUAACCAGGACGUGGAAGAGAUGACGUAUGAACAGGAAACCCCAGAUUCCACUGAACCAGCAACAGAUGACUAUGAAAAAAUGUACCAUGAUGCAGAUGAAGUAACGUACCAAGACUCUGACCAAACAGUAUAUGAACCAUCGGAAAGUGAAGGGGGGAUGGAAAGCUCAGAUAAUACUGUAGAAGAGUCAAACAUAAUCUUAGAAGAAGCACACGUGGCCCCAGCAGAGGAGCAUCAGGAAAUCCCACCAGAAACAAAUAUAAAAACAGAUGAUCCAGCACAAAAAGCAAAAGUUAAGAAAAAGAAGCCUAAACUAUUAAAUAAAUUUGAUAAGACUAUUAAAGCUGAACUUGAUGCUGCAGAAAAACUCCGUAAAAGGGGAAAAAUUGAGGAAGCAGUGACUGCAUUUGAAGAACUAAUUCGUAAAUACCCCCAGAGUCCACGGGCGAGAUAUGGGAAGGCACAGUGUGAAGACGAUUUGGCUGAGAAGAGGAGGAGCAAUGAGGUGCUGCGCAGGGCCAUCGAGACCUACCAAGAGGUGGCCAGCCUGCCCGAGGUCCCCGCGGACCUGGUGAAGCUGAGUUUGAAGCGGCGGUCAGACAGACAACAAUUUCUAGGUCACAUGAGAGGCUCUCUUGCUACACUUCAGAAAUUAGUUCAACUAUUUCCUGAUGACACUUCCUUAAAGAAUGACCUUGGAGUGGGGUACCUGCUGAUAGGAGAUAAUGAGAAUGCCAAGAAGGUUUAUGAAAAGGUUCUGAAAGUGGCGCCAAAUGAUGGCUUCGCUAAAGUACAUUACGGCUUUAUCCUGAAGGCCCAGAACAAGAUUGCAGAAAGCAUUCCCUAUUUGAAGGAAGGAAUAGAAUCUGGGGAUCCUGGCACUGAUGAUGGACGAUUUUAUUUUCACCUGGGGGAUGCCAUGCAGAGGGUUGGAAACAAAGAGGCUUAUAAGUGGUACGAGCUUGGGCACAAGAGGGGCCAUUUUGCAUCUGUUUGGCAGCGCUCGCUCUACAACGUGAAUGGACUGAAAGCCCAGCCUUGGUGGACCCCAAAAGAAACAGGCUACACUGAGCUGGUGAAGUCCUUAGAGAGAAACUGGAAGUUGAUCCGCGACGAAGGCCUCGCAGUGAUGGAUAAAGCCAAAGGCCUCUUCCUGCCUGAGGAUGAAAACCUGAGGGAGAAGGGAGACUGGAGCCAGUUUACGCUGUGGCAGCAAGGACGAAAAAAUGAAAAUGCCUGCAAAGGAGCUCCUAAAACCUGUUCUUUACUAGAUAAAUUCCCUGAGACAACAGGAUGCCGGAGAGGACAGAUCAAAUAUUCCAUCAUGCACCCAGGAACUCACGUGUGGCCGCACACGGGGCCCACGAACUGCAGGCUCCGAAUGCACCUGGGCUUGGUGAUUCCCAAGGAAGGCUGCAAGAUCCGGUGUGCCAACGAGACCAAGACCUGGGAAGAAGGCAAGGUGCUCAUCUUUGACGACUCCUUUGAGCACGAGGUGUGGCAGGACGCCACGUCUUUCCGGCUGAUAUUCAUCGUGGAUGUGUGGCACCCAGAGCUGACACCCCAGCAGAGACGCAGCCUGCCUGCGAUUUAGCGUGUCGUGCGGGUUUGGGACACACCGGAGAGGGGCUGCCUUUCGGGUUCUGUCGGCUCGGGUGUGGGGAGAGAAGUUCGAGCACCAACGCCCUUAAUUUCCUUGAUUUGCCGCCUAAAGAUGUCCAAACCUCCUCCUAGGGUUAGAAGACGUGAAAGGGAAUACUUGCCCCACUGCAAUUCACUUAGAAAAGACCCUGCUGUAUAUCAUUCCAGACAGCGCUGGUCUGAUGCCCGUAUUUCAGGUAAAUACAUGAUAGCUUCUACCUUGCCAGCCAAAGAUAUUUUCUCCGUUUAGAAUAGGCUGAAUCAGUGUGUAGUGAGAAUACAGGUAGAGACUGUGAAUGGAUUGCGUUAGCUUGUAAUGUUCCUAUGCAAUUAUAUUUUUCUAGGGUAGCUAGACGAUUUUUGUCAUCACAUACCACUACUUUUUUGUUGAUUUUAAUGACAAGCUGUGUAAAUGCUUCACUUCUAGCGGUUUCAUGAUAACUUUCCUGGUGAACUCGGACUUCCCCUUUUAAUUAUUUUUCGGCAAAGACACUCAUGAAGGAAGCAAUUUCCUAAUACGAAGGAAAACAAUGUAAUUAUGCCAGCAUAUGUGAGCUGUGCAGCUCCCUGCCCACUGGGUCUGCUUUUUUUUAUUCUUUGAGAGCUGGUGUCUUCAUUUCUCUCUCCUCACCGUGAGAAUGGUGGAGAUACUGUCAAAAUGGCAUUUCUUUCUAAGAGGAAGCUUUUACACCAAAAAGGGACAUGGAAUUAUUUUAUAUGGAGUUAUAAAAAUGCCUCAUGUAAGUUUUUUUAAUGCUUGAAAAAAAAAUAAUGUAAAAAUUGUCCAAGUGAAAAUUCUCUCUUGGGAUCAGGUAGAUAGGUGGCUGCUAGGACCUCUGGCCCCGGGCCUGUUGCUGCCCAUGACAGGGCCGGAAUCCAGAGUGUCUUUGCCUAUUGUAGAUCCAUGCGAGUGACAGAAUCCUUGAGAGGAUUCCCAUCAGUGUUGCAAAACGUGGAAGGCAGGAGUGCCAGGGUCUCGGUCCUGGGUGUAGGAUGUCGAGAUUGCUUUCCUCUUUGAAAGAGUUUGGAAGACUCUUCCAGCUGCCUGGCUUGAGCAACUCCUGCCCUUUAAACAUCAUUUUGAAAUAGCAAUUAUUAUCCAUAGUUUUUUACUAUUGAACACUGCAUAGAAAUAACUAUUGAAAAAUGGCCUACUCAUUCCAAAGAUGACCAUGUCAUUAAUUGGAUAGAUUAUGAAUGCAUUCAUUUUUUUUUUAAUUAAAGCUAACUAGAAAUGUUAGCUGUAAGAAUGUAAUAAUAUUAAUGCACUGAACUUUAAGCCAAUAUGAACAAAAAAUGCUGGCAAAAUUACACAGAGGUUACCAGAUAUCAUUCACAGGUAGGAAAACAUGUGUGCCUUCUUUUCUAUCUCAGGACAAAGGAGGAUGCUUUUGUAUGCCAUUUAAAAGACAGUUCUUUAAAAUGGAAAUGCGUCUUUGUUUGUUCUUAAGCAUAUUAGCUUCCAGGAGAAGAGUUUGCAAAAUAUUUCUUGUGUUCCCUUCUGUUUUGCCAAUGUCCAGAAAACUCGCUAAAAUAGAUGGAGUAUUGGGGGGUGGGAGGAUAUCAAAUUAAUUAUCAAACUCCAGAAGAAGGAAAAGUAAACUCUUGAAAAAGAAAAAGGUAUUUGUGUCCUUCAGUAUUUAUUGAACAGAGGAAAUGACUGACAAAGGACAAUACAAUCCAGUGCUCAUGUGGUAACAUUCAUGUCACAGAAUUUGGUUCUUGUGUGUAUAUUGCAUACACAAAGAAAUUCAAAGUGUAAGUUGUCAUCAUUGAAACAUCAUCUUACAUUCAUGUAAUGAAGCCAUGGAAUAGAGUGAAAACUAGCUCUUAGCAAUUAUCACAUGGUAUUUAAAAUCAGGUCACUACAGGAUUCUAAAGAUUGCCAAUUGAAAAGCCAGAAUUGUUUUUACUGUUGCAGAGGGUUGGCAAUAACUGACUCCAAUAGCAUUUUAAGUACUUGGAUUCCACAACUGCCUUAUAAACCCAGGUAAUAAAAUGGAUUUUCUAAUUCA
This is a messenger RNA of Myotis myotis, 4840 nucleotides long. It is a transcript of the gene ASPH, whose product is annotated as aspartate beta-hydroxylase. Bases 250 to 2778 code for a protein of 842 amino acids. Gene Ontology annotation, biological process: peptidyl-aspartic acid hydroxylation. Lineage: Eukaryota; Metazoa; Chordata; Mammalia; Chiroptera; Vespertilionidae. The transcript has 27 exons. Gene Ontology annotation, cellular component: membrane; endoplasmic reticulum. The record is from RefSeq and is a predicted model, not a curated record. Gene Ontology annotation, molecular function: peptidyl-aspartic acid 3-dioxygenase activity; protein binding.